AUGUCGAUCCGCCAUAGUCAAUCUGCAAAAUCACCGCCGCAUACCCCGCAGCACCAUUUGCGCUCGAAUAAUAACUCCUUCGCGAGCACGUCUUCCGGCUCCACAUACCGCGUGGAAGAAGAUGCGAUAAUAUUCGAUCUCGGCACUCGAUGGCUCCGGGCCGGCUUCGAAGGCGAGAGCGAGCCGAAAUGUGUGCUAGGAAUUGGCCCAAAUGAGUCGCGGAGGGCUGGAGAUUACAGACAAUGGCUGAAGGGUACACCGGUGGCAGACGACACACUACCACAGCCACCAGCGAGGCCGGACGACUGGACGCGGCCAUUCGAGUUGUGGCACAUGGAUCUACGCGAGCUUGAUUUGGGUCUCGUUGAGGAUAAGAUAGAGAGGAUGUUUCGGGAGGCAUACAACAAAUACCUCUUGACCGACGCGGGCUCGGCACGAUUGGUUCUUGUUCUGCCGUCUGUUAUACCACAUCCGUUGCUGUCAUCGCUUUUGACAACGCUGUUUAAUCGGUGGAGGAUCCCUAGUAUAUCGUUGUUGACGAGCGCUGCAAUGGCCGCGACAGCAGCUGGACUGCGGUCGGCUUUAGUGGUGGAUAUUGGCUGGGCGGAGACCGUCGUGUCCGGGAUUUAUGAGUACAGGGAAGUCACUACAAAACGGAGUACAAGGGCGAUGCGGUCUUUAAUUCAGGAAACGGGGCGAAUGUUUACGCGGCUUUUGGGCGGGGAUUCACAGCCGGAUACGAUUUCAGUGGAAUUUGAAUUCUGUGAGGAGGUCGUCAGUCGGUUCGCAUGGUGCCAGCCUUCAAGAUCCGGUUAUUACAAAGAAACAGCAGAAAAUUCAUUGGCGGACAUCUUAGACAAGACCAUCUCUAUACCGUCCCCGUCAAACCCUGGGUCUUCCGACAUCGAGCUUCCGUUUUCUAAACUGGAGGAGCUAGUGGAAAAGGUGCUACUCGCGCAAGGCAUGGCGGACAGCGACCUGGACGACCAAGAAAAGCCGAUCUCUCUACUGGUAUACAAUACACUUCUCAGCCUCCCACCCGACGUGCGCGGUAUAUGCAUGUCGCGUAUCGUCUUUGUCGGCGGUGGAGCCAACAUUGCAGGCAUCCGCAGCCGGAUUCUGGACGAAGUAGCGCACUUGAUAGAGCUGUACGGCUGGAGCCCCGUCCGCGGCCGUCUUAUUGAGCAACAGAUACAGAAGCUACAAAGUCUGAAACUAUCGCAAUCAACACCACAUCCGGAAGCUACCCAGAGUCAGACGCAGAUUACGGCUAAAGUCGAACCUACCGCGGACACGAAGUACGAAACUGCAGACGAACCAGACCAAUCGGACGAACUAGACGAACCAGAGGUCGAGAUUGACCCAAUUGAACAGAAACUCCUUCGCACCCGCGAAAAAGACGCUGUCCCUCCCGUCCAAGGUGUCCUCCGCGAAGUCGAGUCACUCGGUCCCUGGGCAGGAGCUAGUCUUGUUACAGGCCUCAAGGUCCGCGGCUUAGUAGAGAUCGAGCGCGAAAAAUACCUCCAGCAUGGUCUUGCGGGUGCGAGUCGGGACGCGGAACAUGCCCAUGGUCAUUGUCAUAGGGACCGGGAGCAUGGGAUUCCGGACCGCCGGUCGUUGAGGGCGGGCGAUAGGUCUAGUUGGACGUUGGCAGGGUGGGGGUGA
Messenger RNA from Aspergillus nidulans FGSC A4, 1665 nucleotides. RefSeq names its product protein arp11. NCBI's taxonomy places the organism in Eukaryota, Fungi, Ascomycota, Eurotiomycetes, Eurotiales, Aspergillaceae. Bases 1 to 1665 code for a protein of 554 amino acids. The record is from RefSeq and is a predicted model, not a curated record. The transcript has a single exon. Gene Ontology annotation, biological process: cytoskeleton organization.